Chenopodium quinoa (quinoa) is the source of this 1875-nucleotide messenger RNA. RefSeq names its product sulfoquinovosyl transferase SQD2-like. Gene Ontology annotation, biological process: glycolipid biosynthetic process; sulfolipid biosynthetic process. Gene Ontology annotation, cellular component: chloroplast envelope. The record is from RefSeq and is a predicted model, not a curated record. The transcript has 11 exons. The coding region runs from base 83 to 1585 and encodes 500 amino acids. Lineage: Eukaryota; Viridiplantae; Streptophyta; Magnoliopsida; Caryophyllales; Amaranthaceae. Gene Ontology annotation, molecular function: UDP-sulfoquinovose:DAG sulfoquinovosyltransferase activity.
AUCACAAUCAAAUAAAACCACACAUCAUCAGUCAGCUCUUAAAUAAUCUAUCUCCUCCUCCUACAUAUAUUUAAUAGUCUCUAUGAUGACUUCUUCUCUUUCAAUAAGGUCUUCUCUUUCUCUCUCCAAUUGUCCCACCUGCUCUUCUUCCUCUUCAUCUUCUCUCAAUUCUUUACAUUUUCCUUCUCAAAGACAAAUACCCAUUUCCCAGAAAGUGUCCAAGAUUAGAUCUUUAAGUUCUAAAGUGCAGAAAUCAGAAAGGGUAGUUGAUAGAUUUGGUGUUAAAGUUUGUAAAAUGGCCAUUAAUGGUGAAGAACAAGAGGCUCCUUUGCUUGAAGAAGCUGAGACUUCUAAACCUCGUCGGAUUGCUCUUUUUGUUGAGCCUUCUCCUUUUGCUUAUGUGUCUGGAUAUAAAAACAGGUUUCAGAAUUUCAUUAAAUAUCUACGUGAAAUGGGUGAUGAGGUGAUGGUUGUAACAACACAUGAAGGAGUACCAGAGGAGUUUUAUGGAGCAAAGUUAAUUGGCUCACGAAGUUUUCCUUGCCCAUGGUAUCAGAAAGUCCCUCUCUCUUUGGCUCUUAGUCCCAGAAUAAUUUCAGAGGUUGCAGCAUUUAAGCCUGAUAUCAUACACGCAUCAUCUCCUGGUAUCAUGGUAUUUGGUGCACUAGCCAUUGCAAAAAUGUUGUGUGUGCCAAUUGUGAUGUCAUACCAUACUCAUGUCCCUGUAUAUAUUCCAAGGUACACUUUCAGUUGGCUAGUGAAACCCAUGUGGCUCGUCAUUAAGUUUCUGCACCGAGCAGCUGACCUCACUCUGGUACCUUCAGCAGCCAUUGCAAAGGAUCUAUUGGCAGCAAAGGUAACAGCAGACAAUAGGAUUCGUCUAUGGAAUAAAGGAGUAGAUUCUGAAAGCUUCCACCCUCGCUUCCGUUCAUCUGAAAUGAGAUGGAGACUUAGUAAUGGAGAGCCUGACAAACCACUCAUAGUCCACGUUGGUCGCUUAGGCGUUGAAAAGAGUUUGGAUUUUCUUAAAAGGGUAAUGGAUGAACUACCAGAAGCAAGGAUUGCUUUUAUUGGUGAUGGUCCUUAUAGGGAGGAGCUGGAAAAGAUGUUUGCUGGUAUGCCUGCUGUAUUCACUGGAAUGUUGCAGGGUGAAGAACUCUCUCAAGCAUACGCCAGUGGUGAUGUUUUUGUGAUGCCCUCAGAAUCCGAGACUCUUGGUCUUGUUGUAUUGGAGGCCAUGUCAUCUGGAAUUCCUGUCGUGGGUGCUCGUGCAGGAGGAAUCCCUGACAUAAUACCUGAAGAUCAAGAGGGUAAAACUGGUUUUCUCUUUAGUCCUGGGGACCUUGAUGAUUGCCUCAGUAAACUGAAGCCUCUAUUGCAUGAUCGAGAACUGCGAGAGACCAUUGGGAAAGCUGCUCGUGAAGAGAUGGAAAAGUAUGAUUGGAGGGCUGCCACUAAAACGAUACGCAAUGAGCAAUAUAAUGCAGCAAUCUGGUUCUGGCGUAAAAAGAAGGUACAUCUGAUGAGACCUGUCCAGUUGCUGCUUAACUUCUUUGUAAAAUCACCACAAGUAAGCUACAGAUGACGUAGAUAAUUACCAUUCGCGGUGUUCAGAUCUGCAGUAUGAUGUUUAUAAGGGUUGUUUGAUGGUCUUGAAAUUAAGACCUUACAUUCGGAUAUUUUAUUUGUGAUUUGAUAGCCUUUUUGUUGUAUAUUAUGGGCCUACCUUGUUGUGUCUAAAGGCAUUUAUAUAUUGAUUUGGAUGUUAGCUUAGAGGAUUUAUUAUUAUUUCGAAGUAACUAUUUUCAUGUAAUAACACAAAAAGAAAAAAACAAAAAGAAAAAAAAAAGCUUCGGAUUAUUGUUAGUUAUUCAA